This is a messenger RNA of Biomphalaria glabrata, 1094 nucleotides long. Its product is annotated as antistasin-like. The transcript has 2 exons. Gene Ontology annotation, molecular function: serine-type endopeptidase inhibitor activity. NCBI's taxonomy places the organism in Eukaryota, Metazoa, Mollusca, Gastropoda, Planorbidae. The record is from RefSeq and is a predicted model, not a curated record. The coding region runs from base 86 to 1015 and encodes 309 amino acids.
UAUGUCCUGGUUGUGACGAGUAUAAAGGAAGUUGUAGUUGGUAGUUUCAAUCAAAGGGAAAUAAGGCUUGUGUAAUACUUCCAAGAUGACAAGAUUUGUAGUUGGUGCUGUGGUCUUUUGCUUAGCUUUUAAACACAGCUGGACUCUUUCCUUACCUAUAUUGGAUUGUCCAUUCAGAAAAUGUCCAGCCACAGAAUGCGUGAACGGUUUUCUCCUAGAUGAAAACGGGUGUCCAACAUGUGAAUGCAAUCAAUGUCCACCUUCAAUAUGUCCACUCAUCAAAUGUCCCAUUGUGCAUGUCACAGACGCAAACGGGUGCGUUGACUGCCGGUGUGGACCACAGCCUUGUCCCGCUCUCGACUGUUGGAACAUUGCCAAGUGCCCUUACGGCUUUGCCACUGACUCUAACGGCUGCAAGACGUGCAGGUGUGCCCCAAAGCCUUGCCCCAUCCUGGACUGUUUGUUCAACAUCAAAUGCCCUUACGGCUUCGCCACUGACUCUAACGGCUGCAAAACGUGUAAAUGCGCCCCUAAGCCUUGCCCCAUUUUAGACUGUCGGCAGGACAUCUUCUGCCCUAACGGUUUCGCAACAGACGCCAACGGCUGUCAGACCUGCAGCUGUAAACCCAAAUGCGAGCUCCCCGUGUGCCCGAAUAUCAAGUGCCCUAACGGCUUCGCAACAGACGCCAACGGCUGUCAGACCUGCAGCUGUAAACCCAAAUGCGAACUCCCCGUGUGCCCGAAUAUCAAGUGCCCUAACGGUUUCGCAACAGACGCCAACGGCUGUCAGACCUGCAACUGUAGACCCAAAUGCGAGCUCCCCGUGUGCCCGAAUAUCAAGUGCCCUAACGGGCUUGCCACCGACGCCAACGGCUGUUUAACAUGCCAGUGCAAAGAAUGCCCAAUUGUUGCUUGCAAAUGUCCAAAUGAAACAAUAUGGUUUGAAAAAAAUGGCUGCAAGGUCUGUUCUUGCCAGUCUCGGUUCAUUGAAUUGCCUAUUGAUACUCUUGCUUAAAAAUCGACAGUCAAUCUUUCUUUUAUUCUUUUUGUAUUUUGUUGUAGGAUUUUAUUAAAACACAUAUUUUCUACCGAAA